AUGUAUUAUAGAAAUGCUCAAGCUGCGUUGGUCGUAUAUGAUGUUACAAAACCCCAAUCUUUCAUUAAGGCUCGUCAUUGGGUGAAAGAAUUACAUGAACAAGCAAGUAAAGAUAUUAUUAUCGCAUUAGUAGGGAAUAAGAUUGAUAUUUUAGAAAAUAAUGAAAAUGAAAGGAAAGUGGCACGUGAAGAGGGUGAGAAGCUAGCCGAGGAAGAAGGAUUACUAUUUUUCGAAACUAGUGCUAAGACAGCUACGAAUAUUAAUGAGGCGUUUGUUGCCAUUGGGGAGAAAAUUCCAUUGAAGAAACCAGGUGAUGGAGAUAAUCCAGAUAGCGCUGGUGUCACAAAUGAACAAAGAAUCGAUUUGGCCAAUUCUGCUCAUGCAGCUAGCCAAGUUUCCGGUUGUAAUUGCUAA
Molecule: messenger RNA, 414 nt
Organism: Naumovozyma dairenensis CBS 421
Lineage: Eukaryota; Fungi; Ascomycota; Saccharomycetes; Saccharomycetales; Saccharomycetaceae
Gene: VPS21
Product: Rab family GTPase VPS21
Exons: 1
Coding region: 1-414 (137 amino acids)
Molecular function (GO): GTP binding; GTPase activity
Source: RefSeq, a predicted model, not a curated record